This is a messenger RNA of Ustilaginoidea virens, 279 nucleotides long. RefSeq lists its product as uncharacterized. The record is from RefSeq and is a predicted model, not a curated record. Bases 1 to 279 code for a protein of 92 amino acids. NCBI's taxonomy places the organism in Eukaryota, Fungi, Ascomycota, Sordariomycetes, Hypocreales, Clavicipitaceae. The transcript is spliced from 2 exons.
AUGUUUCCUGCGCCCUUGAUCUUGACAGCCCACGCGAUAAGCAGGCCGAGGUUUGACCACGGCUUUCGGCCUGGUGCCGCGGACGAUGGGCGCCAAAUCAUGAUGCGAUCAAACAGAGGCGACUUUGGCUUUCACGGCCGCAUCCGUCCUGCCAAGCCUGUCACGCGGGCUCUGCUCAAAGUCCCUCGCUCGAUACCGGCCGACUGCCGGACCGAGACGAUACUCGGAAGGCUCCCUCCGCAGGCUGGGCGGUCGUGCAGCCGACGCGCCGCAAGAUAA